This is a messenger RNA of Micropterus dolomieu (smallmouth bass), 4528 nucleotides long. It is a transcript of the gene myt1a, whose product is annotated as myelin transcription factor 1a. Gene Ontology annotation, cellular component: nucleus. The transcript is spliced from 22 exons. Gene Ontology annotation, biological process: regulation of transcription by RNA polymerase II. The coding region runs from base 291 to 3770 and encodes 1159 amino acids. The record is from RefSeq and is a predicted model, not a curated record. Gene Ontology annotation, molecular function: zinc ion binding; RNA polymerase II cis-regulatory region sequence-specific DNA binding; DNA-binding transcription factor activity, RNA polymerase II-specific. NCBI's taxonomy places the organism in Eukaryota, Metazoa, Chordata, Actinopteri, Centrarchiformes, Centrarchidae.
CGGGGUGCUGAACGGCUGCGGUUGCUGGGCUCGGUCUGACGUUGCUGUCACACUCGUCCGGUCCCCAGUGGUCAAGUGGUCCACCGUGAUCGUCGUCUCUGCGCAGUCGGACAGUGAGCGUGUAUCUGCCGGGCCGGAGGGGGAAGGGAGGCGGAAGGUUCUGAACUCCCAAGGUCUUCAGUCGACAGCUCACAGUGAAGAAAAAUCCAGCAGAAAUGAGUUCAGAGGUCAGAAACUGAGGCAGGUGGACCGAGUGAGAGCCAAUCAGAGAGGAGAGCCUCAGCAUCAAGAUGAGCCAAGAGACUUCAGAGACACGAACCCGAACCCGCUCCAAAGGCAUCCGGGCGCCGUCAGAUCUUGUGGGACAAGAGAUGAAGCCGGAGUUCAGCAGCAGCUGUCCUACCCCUGGAUGUGACGGCAAAGGCCACGUCAGUGGAAGAUACUCCCGACACAGAAGUGCGCUUGGAUGCCCCAUUGUGAAGAAGAGGAAGCUGGAGGAGGCUGAAGCCGAGGAGAACCAGUCUGCUCCCAAGAGGAGGAACCAGCCGGCCAAACAGGCAGCCGAUGAAGGCUUCUCCGCAGACAGCGAUGCAGCAGAAGAGGAGGAAGAGGAGGAGGAAGAGCCCAAAGAGAAGAAGCAAGAACAAACAAAAACAGAAGGCUCAGUGGUGACAACCGAGGACACAGAAACAAAGGUUUGUCCUCCGGCUGAAGACUGCAAGAACAAAAGGGUCGCCUCAGAGACUGAGAAUGAAACUGAAAGUGAGGAAACGAGUGAGGAAGUGAAGCUGGAAACACUCACUGAGGAUUAUCAGCAGGAGGAAACAGGGCUGAAGGAGGAGGAGCACGAAGUAAAUCCGUUGGUGACAAAGGACCAGCCAGCAAAGCAACCUGAAGAAGAACCUUUGGUUACUGAGCUUAAAGAGACAAAAGAGGAGGAAGAGGAGGAGGAAGAAGAAGAAAAAGAAGAGGAAGAGCUUCAAGAGAAUAUUGUAGAGAGACAGAUGAUGAGCCAGGAAAACUCUGAUCACCAGUACUCCAGUGGAGAUUACAACCAUCAGGCCAAAGAAUCAACUGAGCAGCAGAGUAAGAGGGAGGAACAGGAGGAGGAGGAGGAGGAAGAGGAGCAAGAAGAAGAAGAAGAGGAGGAGGAGGAAGAGGAGGAGGAAGAGGUGAGGGAGGUCCAUCAAGAGGUGGACACUCCUUACACUUUGAGUCCACACACUCAGGGAUCUGAAGCAGAGGUGUCACUCAGGGAAGAAAAGGUCAUGACUGAGGAAGAGGGGGAAGAAGAAGAACAGGAGGAGGAAAGAGAGGAAGAGGAGGACGAGCAGCAGGGGAAGGAAGCAGGUGAGGUGGUGGAGGAGGAAGAGGAGGACCGAGACUCCAGCAAAGCCUCUCCAACCACAGUGGUUAUAGAAGUCCGCUCUGAGGAGGAUGAUGAUGAGGACGAAGAUGAGGAGGAGGAAGAGGAGGACGAAGAGGAGGAGGAGGAGGAGGAGGAAGGAGAGGAGCAGGAUCGUGUCUCAGAGGGCUCAGGAAUCACGGACGACUCAGAGAACUGGGAUAUGACUCGGGGGAACCUGGGGCUCCUGGAGCAGGCCAUCGCCCUGAAGGCGGAGGAGGUGAAGGGGGGUCAGGAGGCCCGCAGCUCCCCGGACUACCACCCAUACAGCACCUCCAGCCGGGGCUCCGAGCCUUCCACUGCUGCCGCCGCCCGCCGCAUCGGCCACUACAGCAAAGAGAAGAAGGAAGUCAAGUGUCCGACCCCGGGCUGUGAUGGGACAGGUCAUGUGACUGGGCUGUACCCUCACCACCGCAGUCUGUCUGGAUGUCCUCACAAAGACAGAAUCCCUCCAGAGAUUUUGGCCAUGCACGAGAACGUCCUGAAGUGUCCGACUCCUGGCUGCACAGGCCAAGGCCACGUCAACAGCAACCGCAACACACACCGCAGUCUGUCCGGCUGCCCCAUCGCAGCAGCAGCUAAGCUGAACAAGACCCAGGACAAGCAGGUUCUUUUACAGGCUUCACCCAGCGAAGCCUCUUCCAACUCUGACCGAGUGCUCAGGCCCAUGUGUUUUGUCAAACAGCUGGAGAUCCCUCAGUAUGGCAGCUUCCGCCCCAACACGGUGACCACCACACCUCGGGCCAACCUGGCCAAGGAGCUGGAGAAGUACUCCAAGGUGUCUUUUGACUAUGCAAGCUUUGACGUCCAGGUGUUUGGAAAACGUAUGCUCAUUCCAAAGACCCCCAGCAGCACUGAAACAUCACCCAAAGCCUUCAAACCUAAAUCAUUCCCCAAGGCCUCCUCUCCCAGUCACAGUGUGUCAGGAGGCUUUUCCAAGAGCGCCUCGUCCUCCAGUGGUUAUGACUACAGCCAAGAUGCAGAGGCAGCCCACAUGGCAGCAACAGCCAUCCUCAACCUGUCCACCCGCUGCUGGGAGAGACCAGAGACCCUCAGCAACAAGCCUCGGGACCCCUGCACCGAGGAGUCUGACAUCGAAGUGGAUGAGAACGGCACCUUGGACCUCAGCAUGAAGAAGACUAAGAGGGAGGGCAUGCAGCCUCCAGAGCCUUCAUCCUCCUCGUCUUCAUCCUCUCAACACAUCGGGGCCCCCUUGUCUCAGGACCACACUCAGCCAGAGUGGGAGGGCCCGCUGGACUUCACCAAACCAAGUGGAGUCAAAGAGGAAGACCACGAAGAGGUGGAGUACACGGCUCCCUCGUACACCUCUUCUGACGGUGAGGAAGAGGACCAGGAGAACCUGGAGGACAGGAAGUACCCCGGUGAGGUCACCACAUCCAGCUUCAAGGUCAAAUUUCAGCCCAAAGACAGCAAAAAAGAGGUUCUUGUAUGUCCCACCCCCGGCUGUGACGGCAGCGGACACAUCACUGGCAACUACGCAUCACAUCGAAGGUGUCCGACUCCUGGCUGCGAUGGAUCGGGCCACAUCACCGGAAACUACGCUUCACACAGAAGUCUGUCAGGAUGCCCUCGAGCCAAGAAAGGGGGCGUCAAAUUAACCCCCACCAAGGAUGACAAGGAAGACUCCGAACUGUUGAGGUGUCCGGUUCCUGGCUGUGACAGUCUGGGCCACAUCAGUGGGAAGUACGCCACCCACCGCAGUGCCUACGGCUGUCCGCUGGCAGCACGCCGGCAGAAGGAAGGGCUCCUUAAUGGAACUCCCUUCUCCUGGAAGGCCUUCAAGACUGAAGGCCCGACCUGCCCGACACCAGGCUGUGACGGCUCCGGACACGCUAACGGCAGUUUCCUGACGCACCGCAGCCUGUCAGGUUGUCCCAGAGCGUCGGCCAAUAAGAAAAGAGCCAAGUUCCCCGGAGACGAGUACAUUACUGCAAAGUUCAGAGCCAGUGACGUUCUGGACAACGACGAGGACAUCAAGCAGCUCAACACUGAGAUCAACGAGCUGCACGAGUCCAACUCAGAGAUGGAGGCCGACAUGAUGAACCUGCACUCUCAGAUCUCUUCGAUGGAGAAGAACCUGCAGAGCAUGGAGGAGGAGAACAAACAGAUCGAGGAGAGGAACGAGGCCUUGUUCCUGGAGCUCUCCGGCCUGAGUCAGGCCCUGAUUCGCAGCCUGGCCAAUAUCCGCCUGCCCACCAUGCAGGAGCCGCUGUCCGAGCAGAACUUUGACAGCUACGUAGAAACCCUGACCCACAUGUUUACCAAUAAAGACUGCUACCAGAACCCUGAGAACCGGGCUCUGCUCGAGUCCAUCAACCAGGCGGUGAAGGGCAUCGAGGUGUGACAGACGGGAGCAGGGCGCCGCAGUGACCACACCAGUCUUUCUUUCAGAAACCUUUAGAUCCAGUCUGUACUUCAUUCUUCUUAUUUGGAACUUUGUCCUCUGUUCUUUGCAUGUUGCUUUAUGGCGGUGUGAGCGUGGGCGCAUCCCGCUGUGGAUGUAACGUCUGCAGGUACAGCGGCCAAGCUGAGCACAUUCCCUUAGUUAGUGAACACAUCGAUAAUGUUGAUAGUAUCUGUAUGAGCAUCGUGAUGUUGCACCUCCAGGACUAGUUUGUAGAUUCAUUCUUACUAUUGCUGUGUAACUAUUUAAGUCCUCUGCAAAUGUUGGUUUAAUAACUUAUUUAUUCAUGUCUGCUGUAUUCUUUUUUUUAUUUUAUUAUCAUUAUCUAUUUAUUGUGUUUGUUUCUUAUUUCAAAAUGCUACCUGAGAAGAUUUUAAACGGUGACCAAGAGAAGGGAAUCAUUUCCUCAGCAUUGCAGAACAAAGAGGAAAUAUUUUAAGAUAUCAACCAUGAAUUGUUUUAUAAAUCUUAUUAUUUAUUUAAAAUACUGGGAUCUUUUUAAGUGCAAAUAUUUUGUAACUGAAAGUUUUUUAAUAAUUUUCUAAAAAUUUUUGUUGGUGUUUCUGUUUAUAUGAUUUUCCUUUUUAUUGUCACAAACUAUUUUGAGUACAUUGCAAUACACUGGGAAUAUCGAGCUGCACAUAUUUGGUAUUUAUUUGGUGAUGAAGAACAAAGUGAUGGUGAAUAUUUAUUUUGUA